UGUGUCGCUUUUACACCUUUUGAGUGACCAGUACAAAUCAAAAAUAUGAAAUUGACGGACACGGCAAUGAAAACGUUUAAGCCUGUUAAAUAUUUCAAGGAAAAUUUUGACCGAAUCAACUCACUUAGUUAUUCGAGUAAUGGCGAGACGCUGAUAUCAAGCAGCGAUGAUGAUCAAAUGGUUAUGUAUGAUUGUACUAGCGGGACACCGAAGCGAACACUGAAUAGUAAGAAGUACGGUGUCAAUCUUAUUCAGUUCACUCACAGUCCGACAACAGCUAUUCACGCUUCUACCAAAGUCGAUGACACGAUUCGCUACUUGUCACUUCACGACAACAAAUACAUACGGUAUUUCCAAAGUCACACGAAAAAGGUUGUUUCCCUUUGCAUGUCGCCUAUCGACGACACUUUUUUAUCUGGAUCUAUGGACUGUACGAUUCGUCUUUGGGAUCUUCGGUCACCCAAUUGUCACGGUGUCAUGCAUGUUUCUGGACGACCGUGCGCCGCCUUCGAUCCGGAGGGGUUGAUCUUUGCAGCCGGUAUCAAUUCCGAAUCGGUCAAGUUGUAUGACCUCCGAUCGUUUGACAAAGGACCCUUUGCUACCUUCAAGUUAGGGCCCGAAACAGCGGGCUGUGUCUGGACAGGAUUGCAGUUUUCUGCUGACGGGAAGACGCUUCUUAUCGCUACUAAUGGCAACCACAUACGUCUUGUCGAUGCUUUUAAAGGGAGCCAUUUACACGCUUUGACUAUCAUUUCCAACGCAGAUCGACAGGCUUUGGAUGCCAGUUUCACUCCGGAUAGUCUGUUUGUUCUCGUUGGAUCCCCUGAUGGCAUGGUUCACAUCUGGUCCGUGGAAACUGGAGUGCGGGUUGCCAGUUUGCCCGGCUAUGAGACCGCCACUCACUUACCAAACGCUGCUAUCCACACUUUGGCCUUCAAUCCACGAUACGCCAUGCUUGCUACCGGUUCUAACCAGACUUCCUUUUGGUUACCAACUAUUGAGGAAUAAGUUUACUGGACCCCUCCCUUUCGUGGAUGUAAAUAUCAUUUACGUGGCGUCAACAGAGCGUCGCUGGUGUUCACUUUGUUUUUCUGCGAUCUACUGCCUUGUUCGAAGAUUAAAACUUUUGAACUUUUCUGGUUUAUGUUUAGCUUACGAUACACGUCGUCACAGCCAUAUUCAGUUAGAAAU
Messenger RNA from Dicrocoelium dendriticum, 1191 nucleotides. The record is from the annotation of a GenBank genome assembly. Lineage: Eukaryota; Metazoa; Platyhelminthes; Trematoda; Plagiorchiida; Dicrocoeliidae.